AUGAAGGGGUGUCCAGUGGAUGUGACUUUAGACCCAGAUACAGCACAUCCCCAGCUCAUCCUGUCUGAAGACAGGAAACAAGUGAGAUGUGGAAACGGAAAUCAGAAGUCCCCUGGCAACCCAGAGAGGUUUGAUGAAGUUCACUAUGUCCUGGGAAAGGAAGGUUUCUCCUCAGGGAGAUUCUACUAUGAGGUUCAGGUGGAGGGGAAGACUGGGUGGACUUUAGGAGUGGUCAGCAAGUCCAUCAAAAGGAAGGAGAAGAUUCACCUGAAACCUGACAAUGGAUGCUGGGUUGUGUGGCUGAGGGAUGGAGAGUACAAGGCUCUCACUGGGCCCUCUGUCCCCAUCUCCCGGAGUGAACCCCAGAAGGUGGGUGUGUUUGUGGAUUAUGAGGAGGGUCUGGUCUCCUUCUAUAAUGUGGAGGCCAGGUCUCAUAUCUACUCUUUCCCUGGCUGCACCUUCACUGAGAAACUCUAUCCAUUAUUUUAUUCUGGUACUAUGGCCCCACUGGUCAUCACUCCUGUAGAUGUCCCUGACUGACUGUUUUAUACC
This is a messenger RNA of Coregonus clupeaformis (lake whitefish), 552 nucleotides long. RefSeq names its product E3 ubiquitin-protein ligase TRIM21-like. Lineage: Eukaryota; Metazoa; Chordata; Actinopteri; Salmoniformes; Salmonidae. Gene Ontology annotation, molecular function: protein binding. The record is from RefSeq and is a predicted model, not a curated record. Bases 1 to 540 code for a protein of 179 amino acids. The transcript is spliced from 2 exons.